Neltuma alba is the source of this 1922-nucleotide messenger RNA. Its product is annotated as aspartyl protease family protein 1-like. Gene Ontology annotation, biological process: proteolysis. The coding region runs from base 213 to 1730 and encodes 505 amino acids. The record is from RefSeq and is a predicted model, not a curated record. NCBI's taxonomy places the organism in Eukaryota, Viridiplantae, Streptophyta, Magnoliopsida, Fabales, Fabaceae. Gene Ontology annotation, molecular function: aspartic-type endopeptidase activity. The transcript is spliced from 10 exons.
AAGGCUGGAUUAAACAGCGUCCAAUCCAUCUUCCUCCCUUUCUCUCUCUGUAAGCUUCACGCUUGCGUCACCGACCGAGGCCUUCCAUAUUUUUGCGGUGCCCGGCAUACGCAUCCUGACACUAGCCGUCGUGUCACACAGUUGAGCAGAGAAUUCCGGGAAAAUUCAGCUAGUUUCUUUCUCCGCAACAGUUCUCCAUACAGCUUAAACUCAUGGCUUGGUCUUUCAGUCGUAGUUCGCUUUAUAGAUUGCUGUUCUUGGUGAUGAGUUUAGCUUCUCAGAGAUGUUAUGGUUUCCGGACAUUCGGGUUCGAUGUCCACCACAGGUACUCCGAUCCGAUUAAGGGAAUUCUGGGUGUUCAAGACCUGCCGGAGAAGGGAAGUCGGGAAUACUAUGUUGCUAUGUCUCACCGAGACCGUAUAUUCCGAGGCCGUGGACUAGCCGAUGGCGAUCGGACGGUUCUAACGUUUGACGGCGGCAAUAAAACUUAUCGGCUUAACUCCUUUGGAUAUCUAUAUUAUGCCAAUGUUUCCGUUGGGACACCAGCUUUAUCCUUUCUUGUGGCAUUGGAUACGGGUAGUGACUUAUUCUGGUUGCCAUGCAAUUGUACCAGCUGUGUGCAAUCGCUGCAGUCAGAAAAUGGUCAGGAUAUUAAACUUAAUAUCUAUGGUCCUGAUGCAUCAUCCACGAGCAAGAAGGUGCUAUGCAACAGCACCUUCUGUGAACAACAAACACGGUGCCCUUCAUCUGACAGUGGUUGUCCAUAUCAGAUUCAAUAUCUUUCAAACGGAACUUCAUCUUCUGGGGUUCUGGUAGAGGAUGUUUUGCACUUAAUUACAGAUGAUAAUCAGAAAAAAGAAGAUGACGCGCGUAUUACUUUGGGAUGCGGUCAAAUUCAGACUGGUUCAUUCCUGAGCGGUGCAGCUCCAAAUGGUCUUCUUGGACUCGGUAUGCGUAGUAUCUCAGUCCCUAGCAUGUUAGCUAGAGAAGGGCUCACUUCGAAUUCAUUUUCCAUGUGUUUUGGAGCUGAUGGUGUCGGAAGAAUCAGGUUUGGAGAUAAUGGCAGCUCAGACCAGGGAAAAACACCAUUCAACAUCAGAUCAUCACAACCAACCUACAACAUCAGCAUCACUCAAAUCAUUGUUGGAGGAAAUACUGCGGCUCUUGAGUUCUACGCAAUCUUUGACACUGGUACCUCAUUUACAUACCUAAACGGCCCAGCUUAUACACAAAUUACUACGAGUUUCGAUUCUCUGAUUAAAGAAAACCGACAUUCAUCAGGUUCUGGCGAAGAUCUCCCCUUUGAAUACUGCUAUGAAUUAAGUUCAAAUCAGACCAAAUUCGAAGUCCCUGUGUUGAAUCUUACCAUGAAGGGUGGGGACAAUUACUAUGUCACUGAUCCACUGCUAAUGAUUUAUGAUGGGGAUGUUCCAGCUGGAUAUUGCCUCGGGAUCGUGAAAAGUGAUGACGUCAAUAUAAUUGGACAGAACUUCAUGACUGGUUACAGCAUAGCCUUUGAUCGUGACAACAUGAUUCUUGGUUGGAAAGAAUCCAAUUGUUACGAUGACGUACCUUCCAACUCCAGCAAAUCACCUACUAACAAAUCUCACACACCUGCUCUUGCUGCAAAUCCUGAAGACACAUCUAACCAGUCAAAUGGCCCACCCAUUCGGAACCCUUCUACUUUCACAUUUAUGGCGGUUCUGUUUCCGCUUUUAGCCAUUGUUUAGUUAAUCAAUUUUGUAUUAUUUAAAGGCAUUCCCUUUAUUUUAAAUUUUCGAGAGCAUUAUAGGCUUCUAGUUUGGUCGAGCACAGGAGAAGCAUUGUUGCUUCCGAUUCUUUAGAUCUUAUUAGAAUAAUGUGUUUGUACAUAAUGUAUACAGUGUGUUGAUAUAUAAUAGAAUUUACACAUUUUAGGUUUU